UAUAGAGAGAGAAUGUGUGUGUGUGUUUCAGAAUUAACGCUUUCUCAUUCGAUUAAAACCUUCAAAACCAGAAAAUCUUGCGAAAUUACACAAACUACACCUCCCAGGAUGCAAAGCGGUUUUUUUCUUUCAUCAUAUUGGCCCGCGAUAAGGAAGGCCCCAUCAUGCCUCGCGGCGCGAACGGCAACCUGGGAGCGGUAGUUCCUGUGGCCCGGCCACUAUCGCCAGCGCGGCAGCGGCAAGAGCCGCGGCACCCGUGCUUGUGUGAGGGUAGCGGAGGGGAGAAAGGGCGCGAACGGAAGCGGUGAGUCAGGCACUGUCUACGCGAUAAAGGGAGGCGGUGCCACGGCCGAGGGCCCAGUUCGGGAACUGUGGAGGGAACCAUAGUCUCUUGUAGGACGCCGGCGUUUUAGCUUCAGUGAGCGAAGGCUGAGGAGGAGCCGGGCGCCCGCCGCCGUUCUCGUCCUCAGCGCCCCGCCGCCAUCUCCACCAUGCAGUCCCGGGAAGACGCCCCGCGCGCCCGCCGCCUCGCCAGUCCCCGCGGCGGCAGGCGGCCCAAGAGGAUGUCCAAGCCGUCGGUGUCGGCGUUCUUCACGGGCCCCGAGGAGCUCAAGGACACGGGCCACUCGGCGGCCCUGCUGGCGCAGCUGAAGUCUUUCUACGACGCGCGGCUGCUGUGCGACGUGAGCAUCGAGGUGGUGACGCCCGGCGGCGCGCCCGGCACGGGGCGCCUCUUCCACUGCAACCGCAACGUGCUGGCCGCCGCGUGCCCCUACUUCAAGAGCAUGUUCACGGGCGGCAUGUUCGAGAGCCAGCAGGCGCGCGUGACCAUGCACGACGUGGACGCCGAGUCCUUCGAGGUGCUGCUGGACUACUGCUACACGGGGCGCGUGUCGCUCAGCGAGGCCAACGUGCAGCGCCUGUACGCCGCCUCCGACAUGCUGCAGCUGGAGUACGUGCGCGAGGCCUGCGCCUCCUUCCUGGCGCGCAGGCUCGACCUGAGCAACUGCGCGGCCAUCCUCAAGUUCGCCGACGCCUUCGACCACCACCAGCUGCGCGCUCAGGCCCAGGCCUUCAUCGCGCACAACUUCAAGCCGCUCAGCAGGAUGGGCUCCGUGCGGGAGGAGACCCUGGCGGACCUGAGCCUGGCCCAGCUGCUGGCCGUGCUGCGCCUGGACAGCCUGGACGUGGACACCGAGAGGACCGUGUGCCACGUGGCCGUCCAGUGGCUGGAGGCGGCGCCCAAGGAGCGGGGUCCUAGUGCCGCCGAAGUCUUCAAGUGCGUCCGCUGGGCGCACCUGGCCGCCGAGGAUCGAGACUACCUGGAAGGGCUGCUGUCCAAGCCAGUGGUGAAGAAGUACUGCCUGGACGUCAUCGAAGGGGCCGUGCAGUUGCGCUAUGGUGACAAGCUGUACAAGUCUCCCGGGCCAAAGCCAAAUGGCAGCGGGAGCGGCGGCGGCAGCGGCUCUGUAGCCGAAAAUCCCCCCCAGAGGCUGGGCAUGUGUGCCAAGGAAAUGGUGAUCUUUUUUGGACAUCCCAGAGAUCCCUUUCUCUGCUAUGACCCAUACUCGGGAGACAUUUACACAAUGCCCUCGCCUUUGACCAGCUUGGCACACACUAAGACCAUCACCUCCUCCGCUGUCUGUGUGUCCCCGGACCAUGACAUCUACCUAGCUGCGCAGCCCAGGAAAGACCUCUGGGUGUAUAAACCGGCUCAAAAUAGUUGGCACCAGCUGGCAGACCGCCUGCUGUGUCGUGAGGGCAUGGAUGUGGCCUAUCUGAAUGGCUACGUUUACAUUUUGGGUGGGCGAGACCCUAUUACCGGAGUUAAGUUGAAAGAAGUGGAGUGCUACAGUGUUCAGAGGAACCAGUGGGCACUGGUGGCCCCUGUUCCUCAUUCUUUUUAUUCUUUCGAACUAAUAGUUGUUCAGAACUAUCUCUAUGCUGUCAACAGUAAGCGCAUGCUCUGCUAUGAUCCCAGCCAUAACUUGUGGCUGAACUGUGCAUCUCUUAAGCGAAGCGACUUUCAAGAAGCCUGUGUCUUCAAAGAUGAAAUCUACUGUAUCUGUGACAUCCCUGUCAUGAAAGUCUACAACCCAGCUAGAGGAGAAUGGAGACGGAUUAGUAAUAUCCCACUAGACUCUGAGACCCACAACUACCAGAUUGUCAAUUAUGACCAAAAGUUACUGCUUAUCACUUCUACCACUCCUCAAUGGAAAAAGAACCGUGUAACAGUAUAUGAAUAUGAUACUAGGGAAAACCAAUGGAUUAAUAUAGGUACCAUGUUAGGCCUUUUACAGUUUGACUCUGGCUUUAUUUGCCUGUGUUCUCGUGUUUAUCCUUCCUGCCUUGAACCUGGUCAGAGUUUCAUCACUGAGGAAGAUGAUGCAAGAAGUGAGUCUAGUACUGAAUGGGACUUGGAUGGAUUCAGUGAGCUGGACUCUGAGUCAGGAAGUUCAAGUUCUUUUUCUGAUGAUGAGGUCUGGGUGCAGGUAGCUCCUCAGAGAAAUGUACCAGAUCAGCAGGGUUCUUUGUAAAUAGUUUGGAACAUUAAGCUGUUUAUAUUACUAUGUGGAAUAUUUCUUAAAACGAUAUCCUUUUUCCUGAAAGAAAAAAGUUGAUUAGGACUGAAGAUUUGGUUAGAAAGGGUAGUAUUUUGAAAUACUAAUGUACAAAAUUUAAACAGUCCCUGAAAUCAGCCUAUUUAAGUAAUUUACUGUGCUAAAAGUCCAGAAUUAAAAUUUGCGUAAGUGAACUAUAUAAUUGAUUAGGAUGCUUGGUAGUUUUUUCAAUAUUUUGGUUAAAUUAAUAUGUGCAUAUUUUGAUCAUCCUAAUUUAGUUUUAUGUUAGGUGUUAAAUUUUGUUUAGUGCUACUAAGAAUUUAACUUAAUUUUUUAACUUAAUUUGUUAAUAGGAAAAUUAGACUGUUAAUUGGUUGGAUUUUGAAGGUGUAUAUUUUCCGUUAGAAUAAUGAAAAUAGAUUUACAUUUUAAGUCAGUUUUCAGUAUGCUAAGUUAAAUACAGUUUGUUACAAUUUGCUUUGCUUUCCUUUCUGCAAGAAAAGUGGAUAUAUGUAUUAAGGUUACUGAAUAGUGGUUUCAUUUUGAUAAAGUGCUCAGUGGGUUUACAAGAUUACUCAAAGUUUUUAAGGCUAGGAGUGGUGGUGCAGGCCUUAUAAUCCCAUCACUUGGGAAGCAGAGGUAGGGGGGUUGACAUGAGCUCAAGGCUAGCCUGGGAUUACAGAGUGAAUUCCAGGUUGGCCAGGGCUAGAGUGAGACUCUAUCUCAGGGGGAAAGAAAAAGUCAGGAUUCCACUGCUUUAAAGAAGUUUCAGUUUUAUUUUAGAGUAAAGGUGAAUUUGCUAAAUGUGGCCAAUUAUCUUAUCUUGAAAAAAAAAUGCAUUCAAGUAGUGUCACCAAUUGUUUGAACACCCUUCUAAACCAACAGAAAAGUUGUUCUGUAGGUUCUGUUUUGAUCUAUACCUGAAAAGUGCUCUGUUGACUCAGAGCAACAACCCUUUUUUCCACUGGACAUAUAAUGAAUAAUGUAAAUGUUUAUACCUUGGUCAUGCCUUGUCUUAAAACAAUUUGUUUGCUUCCCUAAUAUAUUUUGGUUGUAUAGUUUUGUAUUCAUUUGAGAGGUUUCAUCAGCAGAAAUGAUUUAUUCUUUCUGUACUGUGAAAUGAUCUUGGUUUUGAAGAAACAUACAGUAUAAAAGUAGUAUUUUAUUGAGAUCAGUAGUUACAUUGUCUCUCAACUCUUAAGUCAAGUGCCAGCACAGAACUUUAAAAUUUCAAGCUUGUGUAUAGAACUGUUUUGUGCAGUAUUGAAAUAUUGUCAGUUUUGUAAGUCGCUGUAAAUGUUCUUAUCAGCUUGAAGAUAUUUUUGUAUUAAAAGCUAACCAUUUUAAGAACUUAAGUGGAUGAUGAUGGCAUUUGGGGCCAAUAGUGAAUGUAUGUUUUUUCAGAAUUAUUUCCUUACAUGGUGGUAUACAUGGUCAUUUUAUUACAGUACCUGUAUCUAGUUUGUAUUUCUCUGUGAACUCUGCUCCAGUUUCUUGUUUCUGUCACCAUAUAUAAAGGAAAGAACAGAAAUUGACAGUAAAUCACACAAAAUUGACAUUGUUAAAUUUCAGGUGCUUAACAUUUGAAGGUUUAAUGCAUAUGGUUGUCACCAUACUUAUACAUAUUCGUGCUAAAUGGUGUACAGUACACAGAUGUUUAUGGUAUAAAGUUUUCUAUAUCUGCUUAGAACUAUCUUCCCGAAUCCUUAAUAACAAAUUUGAUUCCUCAUCAGUGCUUAUUCUGUAAUGACAGCUAACAUUUUUAUAUUCUUGUAGAGGGCAGGAGUGUGGUUUGGGAUAGGGAAGUGACUUUUGGAUGACAAAAAUAAAUAAAAAGAAAAAAAUCCCACAAAUAAUACUUUAUUCAUCAUUUUGGUUGGCUGCUUGAAGAGUUUGUAAGACUUUCAGAUUAGCAUUAUUUCCAUUGAAAUACUUCUCUUAAAGGAUAAUCAUGCUUUAGUGGCCCAAGAUGAAAUUCCAUCCAUUUGCUAUCAGGAAUGUUAUAAGCAUCACUCUCUACUUAGCUAUUUCUCAGUGGUGGUUUGGGGCCAAGUUUUUCUUCACCAUUAACAUCUAUUGAUAACGUUCUUCUCAGUAAGAUGGAAACGUGGCAGUGCUUAUCCCAACCAGAUUACCAUAUACACAGUUAAGGUCUGUAACUGAUGUCAUCUUCAGCCCUUGAGUUAAAGCUUAGUCUAAAUCUUAGUGAUAUCUUAGCUUACAAUGACAUUUUCUUGGGAAGGAUUUUGAUUUUGUGAUAUAUUUGUAAAUUAGGGAGUAGAUGUUAAUUAUUUUAUAGAUAACUGAUUUGUAUGUGGUUAAUUAUAAAUAAAACUGGUUCUGAAUCCAAGA
Molecule: messenger RNA, 4913 nt
Organism: Jaculus jaculus (lesser Egyptian jerboa)
Lineage: Eukaryota; Metazoa; Chordata; Mammalia; Rodentia; Dipodidae
Gene: Kbtbd7
Product: kelch repeat and BTB domain containing 7
Exons: 1
Coding region: 492-2537 (681 amino acids)
Molecular function (GO): protein binding
Source: RefSeq, a predicted model, not a curated record